AUGGAGGCAGCUUGGCCAAACCUGUUAACCGGCAGAAAAGAUAGGGAGUUUUGGGCUUAUGAAUAUGUGAAACACAGUGGAUGUGGCGGUUUUCCUACCCAGAACGACUACUUUGAAAAAACCCUUGCAUUGUGGGCUAAAAACAAUAUUUCCAAAUUUUUUGAGGCUAGCGAUAUCAGGCCAGGACACAACAAGUAUACCCUUGAUGAUCUUGAGAGGGCAAUUCAGAAGAAAACCCAGCGCUUGCCUCUAAUUCGAACUUUCAAGGAGUUGAAAAAUGCGACGACGGAAUAUUUUUUGUGGGAGGUUAUAAUCUGCUAUGAUCAAGUGGGCAAAAGCCGGAUUGAUUGUCCUCUUCAUCCUGCCCCGGAAAGCUCACAAUCAAAGGCCAAUAUAUUGUAUGGUCAACCACCGGAAACUGGGAAGACUAAUAGCAAAGGAGAAGGAUCUGACCGAAAAAGAGAAAAAUAG
Prunus mume (Japanese apricot) is the source of this 471-nucleotide messenger RNA. The record is from RefSeq and is a predicted model, not a curated record. Lineage: Eukaryota; Viridiplantae; Streptophyta; Magnoliopsida; Rosales; Rosaceae.